This is a messenger RNA of Hemicordylus capensis (graceful crag lizard), 2272 nucleotides long. RefSeq names its product peroxisomal biogenesis factor 3 (gene PEX3). Gene Ontology annotation, molecular function: protein-macromolecule adaptor activity. Gene Ontology annotation, cellular component: peroxisomal membrane. The coding region runs from base 136 to 1257 and encodes 373 amino acids. The transcript has 12 exons. Gene Ontology annotation, biological process: protein import into peroxisome membrane. The record is from RefSeq and is a predicted model, not a curated record. NCBI's taxonomy places the organism in Eukaryota, Metazoa, Chordata, Lepidosauria, Squamata, Cordylidae.
CAAGAAAACGGGACGGACCUCCAGCGCUCGGCUUUCCUGGGCUCGCGUAUUCAACGUCCAGAGCCAAGGGGCGGGGCUUUGUGCUACGCUGCGCUGACAGGCGAGCGGCCGACCUGGGAUCUCGCCGCCGCCGGGAUGCUGCUGACGGUGUGGGGCUUUCUCAAGCGUCACAAAAAGAAAUGCUUCUUCUUGGGUGCCUUCGUGGGUGGAAUCUAUGUCCUUGGAAAAUAUGGGCAGAAAAAAAUGAAAGAACUUCAAGAGAGAGAAGCAGCAGAAUAUAUAGCACAAGCACGAAGGCAAUAUCAUUUUGAAAGUAACCAGAGAACUUGCAACAUGACAGUACUAUCAAUGCUUCCAUCACUAAGAGAUGCUUUGAUGCAUCAGUUGAACUCUGAGAGCCUCACUUCUCUGCUGAAAAACAAGCCAGUCAACAAGUUAGAAAUAUGGGAAGAUUUGAAGAUCAUAAGUUUUACAAGAAGCAUUGUAGCUGUAUAUAGUACAUGUAUGCUUGUAGUUCUUCUACGAGUCCAGUUAAACAUUAUUGGUGGAUACAUCUACCUGGAUAAUGCAGCAGUUUGCAAAAACGGCACUACACCUUUAGCUCCCCCUGAAGUCCAACAGCAAUACUUAUCAAGUAUUCAACACCUUCUAGGAGAUGGUUUGACUGAAUUAAUUACUGUGGUUAAAAAUGCUGUGCAGAAUGUGUUUGGAAGUGUUUCUCUCAAACACACUCUUUCUCUCUUGGAUUUGGACCAGAAGCUGCAAGAAAUUAGGAAGGUAGUAGAACAAUCUAAAGAGAAGUUCAGAUCUGAAGAAACUGGAUCCCAUUCUUUGCUGUCUCAUUACAUGAUGCCAGAUGAGGAGAAUCCUUUAGCUACACAGGCCUAUGGUCUUACAGAAAAAGAUCUUGCUACUAUUCAGUUACUUAAUGAAACAAGAGACAUGCUGGAAAGUCCAGAUUUUAAUAGAGUUUUGAGCUCGUGCUUAAAUAGAGGAUUCAAUCGAUUAUUGGAUAACAUGGCAGAAUUCUUCAGACCUACUGAACAGGACAUGUGCCAUAAUAGCUCCAUGAACAGUCUUUCUAGCGUGAGUCUUCCUUUAGCAAAGAUAAUUCCAAUAAUAAAUGGGCAGAUCCAUUCAAUCUGCAGUGAAACACCUAGUCAUUUUGUUCAGGACCUGUUAAUGAUGGAACAAGUGAAAGACUUUGCUGCUAAUGUGUAUGAAGCUUUCAGUACCUCUCAACAACUAGAAAAAUGAACUGCACAAAGUGUAUAUACAAUGCAUAUGUAGUGUCCAGUCCCUAUGAAUACUUAAUUUAUUAAAGGAUAUAAUUAAUGUCAGAAUGAAUUAGGAUUAUUAGUCCUGCAUAAACUAUGGAUGUAAUGAAAUUCAAUUUCUAGUUUUUAUAUUGGGAGAGAAAUUAUAAAAUCUGAUUUAAAGUAAACUUUAGUGGAAAAAAUCACUGUGCUAUAGUACUUUAUACAGAGGCAGUCUGAGUUAUGAAUAAUUUGUUUACAAAAAGAGUGCCAACAGCACCCUGUCAGCAGUAAGUUCUAGAAAAUAUGUCUGAUUUUAAGUGUGCUGGCUGCGACACAAAUAAGACAAAAAGGUCAGGCUUCUCUCUUUCAGGAGACUCGAGGAAGGAUCUUGCCCACCCCACCUGCAGUUGUGCCUCAUUCAGGAACAGUUACUGGCUAUGGGAUGAGUUUUCAUUCAUGGAUUAGUUCUAGCAGAGGCAAGGUAUGAGGAUGAAGGAACAAAUAACAUCUCUAGUGCCUAACCUGUGCACUUAUGUGCCUUUAGAAGAGGUGCUGAGUGUUGGGAGUGGCUUCUAGGACUCAGUAAAGCUUCCCUUGGCAUCAGUCACCUGUUAGGCAAGCAGAACGUGGCCUGUUUCUCACCCAUGAUGCUUCAGUCAAAAAGCUCUUCACAAAACUUGGUAUUACAGGAGGCUGGAUGGCUUUCCCCCUUCCUGAUUGGUCUAAGAAGGUGAGCAGUAGUAGUGGAGAGUGUGGCCUUCUAUACCUCAGGUAUUCUAGAUUCAGGCUACUGGUACUAAAUAUUCUAUGUGAGGGUAAGCUAAACUCCUAGCAAUGCAAUGUUAAGUACUGACUUUACUGUUUCAGGUGGGAAUAGGUUGAUUUAAGAAAAUAUUGUGUAUGCUGUUUGUAAAGUUACUGCUGUACACAUUCAUUUCUAAAUGGUUAAUUUGUAUUAAUGGAAGCCCUGUAAAAUAUCUGUAUCACAGUAAAAAAAAAAGUAUUUUAACAAA